GGUCAGGGCGGAGCUGAGAAACGGCAGAGGCGGAAGCAGCAGGCGGCGGGGCGGGGAAGGUGCUGGUCCCGGAAGGAGGAGGAAACUAGAAAAGAAAACAGCAACAAGCUGAGCUGUUGUGAUAGAGGCAAACAAAAUGGCGGCGCCGAAGGGGAGCCUCUGGGUCGGGGCCCAAAUGGGGCUCCCGCCGCUGCUGCUGCUGACCAUGGCCCUGGCCGGAGGCUCAGGGACUGCUUCGGCUGAAGCGUUUGACUCGAUCUUGGGUGAUACGGCGUCUUGUCAUCGGGCCUGUCAGCUGACCUACCCCUUGCACACCUACCCCAAGGUGCCUGCCAGUUUGUACACAGUGGAUCACACAGAAGAGGAGUUGUACGCAUGUCAGAGAGGUUGCAGGCUGUUUUCAAUUUGUCAAUUUGUGGAUGAUGGAAUUGAUUUAAAUCGGACCAAAUUGGAAUGUGAAUCUGCAUGUACAGAAGCAUAUUCCCAAUCUGAUGAGCAAUAUGCUUGCCAUCUUGGUUGCCAGAAUCAGCUGCCAUUCGCUGAAUUGAGACAAGAAAAGCUCAUGUCCCUGAUGCCAAAAAUGCAUCUACUCUUCCCUCUAACUCUGGUAAGGUCAUUCUGGAGUGAUAUGAUGGACUCUGCACAGAGCUUCAUAACCUCGUCAUGGACUUUUUAUCUUCAAGCUGAUGAUGGAAAAAUAGUUAUAUUCCAGUCUAAGCCAGAAAUCCAGUAUGCCCCACAGUUGGAGCAGGAGCCUACAAAUUUGAAAGAAUCGUCGCUAAGCAAAAUGUCCUCAGAUCUGCAAAUGGGACGUUCACAAGCACAUAGAAACUAUCUUGAAGAUGGAGAAAGUGAUGGCUUUUUACGAUGCCUAUCUCUUAACUCUGGGUGGAUUUUAACCAUGACUCUUGUUCUCUCUGUGAUGGUAUUGCUCUGGAUUUGUUGUGCAACUGUUGCUACAGCUGUGGAGCAGUACGUUCCCUCUGAGAUUCUGUGAGCUGAUCAUUGUUCUUCCCCACCUCCUACCGUGUCAGUCAUCUUAGUUAAUAAGCUGAAUACUCAGUAGGAUAUGAUACUCCUGCUCAGAAGUGGCCCAUAGCCUGUAAUUUGAAAUUGAGUAGAAAAUGCCCUUUAAUACACUACAUUUUCAGUUGUAUUGAACUGAAAUCAUUAAAAUUUUAUUUGAAUGAUUAUGUGCUGAAAUUUGAGUUAAUAUACUCCUGAUUUUCCAGAUCUUCCCUUGCACCCCUACCCAACCCAGAAAAUACUUAGGAAAUGUGCUCUAUUUAUUACUAUAUGAUGAUCAGGGAGCAAAUUAAAGCAAAAAUGACUCUCACAAGUGCAUUUUAUGUUAUUUUGCACAGGCUAGAGAUUUUUUUGUUGGAUAGAUCUUUCCAAAGAAGUAUUUUUCUGUUAGAAAACAUAUCAAGUAUAAGUUAAAGAUAUUUUCAGAGAAAGCUUUUCAUUUUGACAGUAAGAAUUAGACUCUCGUGAUGCAGAAUUAAGUAUAGAAUUCACUUUGCAAAAACUGUUAUUAUCAUUCCUUUGUUAUUAUUAUCAAUAAUACAGGUACAAAAAUAAGAGUGACAUCAGGUAACAUAGUACACCACAGUCUUAAAUGAUUCAGUGUCAUUAUACUGUGAAAUCUUAAAUGACUUUGCAAACCAAUACUUUCCUGACACAGGCAUUACUGGCAACUGCAGUCGUGCUAUUUAACUAAAGAAUGAGUCACACACUUACCUUCAGCCUAGUCGUUAGCUUUCUCUGAGUCAAAGGAAAAUACAGUUAAUUAAUCAAGUAAGGCUUUGGUCACAAAAUACAGGUUUGGGUUUUUUAAAUAGUAGGUUGUCUAGAUUUGGAAGAUAGAGAGUUAAAAAGUAUGUGAACACAUCCAAAUGGGGAAAAGAGGAGGCAUUUCUAAGCAGUCAUCAUCUGUCUCUGAUUUUUUGUGAGAAAACAGUUAUAGAACAUGAGAAAUGGAUUGGAUUUACCUUAAAAUAAGCCCAGUUGUCUUAUUUACCACCCAUGGUACACACUUAUGUUCAUUAAUCAGACACAGGUUUAAUUGUAAUGCAUGCAAGUGAAGCAAACUGAGGCGAGUAUAUUCAAAAUGCUGCAGAUUUAUAGAAGUCAGGGAGCCCACUGUUAGGAUAUGUAAAUAAGAAGGAGCAACUGUAUAAUUGUCCUGUGUUCUUCCACCCUCCCGUGGCUUUGUUUCUCUUCGCUUCCUGAAUGAGUUACCCCUGAGAUACCCUCAUUCCUUUUGAAAGCAUUGAUCCAAUUUUAGACAGACUUUCCCCUCUUGUUUAUGAGACAAUUCCUUGUAUGAGGAAAUACCCAGUCAUUCCUGUUAUUUAGUAGGCACUCAAAUAUUUGUGUCCUGCCUUUUUAUUUUAGCAUGAUUAAACCAGGCUGACAUUUUCAAAAACAGUUUACUUUUAAAAAAGAAAAGAAAAAUUACACCCCCCCCCCCAAUGUAUACAAGCAUAAAAGUACUUGACUUGAAAAUUCCAACAAAAGCCAAAGAACUGGCCAUUUCUCCUAAAGUAACAGUUUAGCCCUUUGGGUGGGCCCAACUUUACUUGUUCCAUUAGACAGGUAUCACCUUCUUUCCUACCACACAGCAUCUUCUUGAGAAGCUUGCCUCAGUCCUAGGCAAAUUAUCAAGACCCUUGAAGUCUCUGGUUCAAACCUACCAGACUCCUAAGGUCCUUGCUUGGUUCAGGCCCCUGGUCUAAGAGACAUACUGAUUCAGGCAAUUACAAAGACAGUAGGAAUCACCAUAAUGAAUGAUUUAGGCCCAAGAUUCCCAAUCUUUUCACAAAAUUUCAUGAAUACCUUAUAUAUAUGACAUCUUUUUUGUAAAUCAGAAAUUACCAGAUUAUCUGGUCGAAUCUCAGAAAUCCGUAUGAUGUGUUAUCAGCCAAUCUGAGCUGCUAGUUAGCGUGUGAAACCUAGUCCUUUCACUCUGAGCCAAAAGCAAACAACUUUAUCCCGUAUUACUAGUCUGUAUGGCUUUAUCUUAGAUAAAUGUGCCAUUUCUGCUAUGAUUUUUUAAAUAUAUAAAAUAGUUCCAUUAUAAUUUUUGUGGGCUCUUAAGUAUCUUAGGACCACAUGUCGAGAAUCAUUGAUAGAGAGGUUUCUAGACUUUUAUUGAUAAAGCUAAUCAGCACCCCCCCACCCCCACCCCAACCUCUGGAGCAAUCUAUGAAAACAUUCUCAGCUGAGUGCCACACCAUGGCAGUGAUUUUGCUGAGCUGUCGUAGUAGAGAUCCACGGUUUAACCAUUCAACAACCACUCGAGAGCCUGAGUGCCAGGCCCUAUGCUGGGAGAUGGGACUGCAACAACAGACAAGACCCAGCGCCCAGCUCUGGUUGCUCAGAUUUGAAAGAGGAGACAGACUAUUACUAAUGUGAUAAAUGCUAUGACCAGAUAAGCAUGAAGUAUAGGGGAGGACCCCUAACUUCUGGGAGGAAGUGAUAUCCAAGCUUAAACCCAGAGAGAAAAAGCCAAACAGAAUGCAAGGAGCAGUGUUCCAGGCAGUGAGGACAGUAAGCUUAAAGACUUAAGAGGCAAGAGGGUAAGGGAGCAGCAAAUUGUUCAGCAGGCUGAGAUAGAGCAUACAGAAGCAUAGCAAUAGGUAGGGCUGGGUGGAUCACAUAGUAAAAGACCUUACUAAACCUGGACUUGGUCUUGAGCAAGGUGGAAAGCAUAGGAAGGCUAUAAAGCAAGAGAGUUGCAGGGCUUUAGAACGAUGCACUUGACAACAGUGCACGAUAGACCAGAGGGGCAAGUCCAGAGGCCAGCGAUGUCUUGGCUCUGUAGUAACCUCCAAGAUCUAUUAAAUUUUGUGCUUUUCCAGCCACAGAGAAACGGGAGAUUCCAUUCCCUUUCCAGGGUUUUGUUUUUGUUUCUUAAGGCCCAAUAAUCCUAUUUCAUUUUGUUUCACAUAUAUUUUUGAGCUCUUAGGUAUAAGGCUCUCUGUUCCUCCACAUUAUUGUUUGGAUGGUAAGCCUAGUCUUUGGGCCAUAGUCACAAUCUGAGUAUUGCGGAGCAAACUGGGAAGGCUGUCCCAUGCACUCCUAAGCUUCUUACCAGACUUGACUUUGGGCUACAGUUUUAAACCACAAUGCUUGAUCAACUUAUCCCCGUCCUCAAAUUCUAGGUUUGCUAGCCCAGUGUCUACUAACCCAGUGUGCUCCUGAGCCCCUCCCACCACAUUUCCAGUUGCGGAGCAGGUUAUGUUUGAAUAUGAGUAUCAUUAUGAGCUACCUUUCUUAUCUUUUUUUCCUUCACUACUUUGUUCCAGAGUCUGGGGGUGGAGGUAUGUAUAGUAACAGAGAUAGAAGGUUCAGAUAGUGGGAAGUGCAGCCUUCUGUGGAAAGCUAGAUUGUACAGUUAGUGUGGACUUUCCGACUCCUUGCAAUACUGUAAUUAAGUUCAGAAGUAUGGUUUAUGUACCUUUACUGAAAUGUGUAAUUGUUGACGCCAGCUUACGUAUUUCUUUUUUAAGUGUUCUCUUCCUGUGAUGUUAACGACUUAUCUGUUUAGAGCAGGUGUUCUUAACCCUUUUUCAUGCUAUGGACCUUUCUGAUAAUCUGGUGAAGCCGAUAGACUGUUCCUCAGAAUGUUUUCACAUUAAACUAAAUAUGAAGGAUUGCAAAGGAAACUAUAUUAAACUAUAGUUAUUAAGGUAUUUUUGAAAUUUUGCAACUAUGUAUAUAUGUACUUCUUUAUUAACACAUAAAAUAAGGCCUACUGGUGGCUCUAAAACUCCUGGAAUUUCAAAGUAAUUUCAAACUAUUGUUUUGAAAGGUCUGCAACAAAUGUAAUAUCUAAAUGUCUGAUUUCUUCUAUUGGUGAUAAAGUCACAGGUACUGCUAACAGUACUGUUAAUCGUUGCCUGUGUUCAUAAUUGAAGGAAAUGCUGUAUUUCAGUUAGAAGUCGGUGAAAAUACUAAUUUUUUUCUCAUCCAAAUUCAUUGAACCCCUGGUUUAGAGGUUGUCUAAUUUUACUUUGUCAUUUUAAGAGUAAAAUAUUUUUGUUUGCUUCUUCAA
Hippopotamus amphibius kiboko is the source of this 5059-nucleotide messenger RNA. RefSeq names its product transmembrane protein 59 (gene TMEM59). The transcript is spliced from 9 exons. The record is from RefSeq and is a predicted model, not a curated record. Lineage: Eukaryota; Metazoa; Chordata; Mammalia; Artiodactyla; Hippopotamidae. Gene Ontology annotation, biological process: positive regulation of autophagy. Gene Ontology annotation, cellular component: late endosome; lysosome. The coding region runs from base 137 to 997 and encodes 286 amino acids.